UAACACCAUGUUUUAUUACUGAAAAAACGACAUAGAAUCCAGAGCUGACCGGACGGCGCAGUAUUCCCGUCGCGCAUAGAUUCUCUGGCUCAUACACUCCUAACGCUACUUCCACAGCUUUAACCCAAUUCAGGUUUGUUUUACACCCUUCAAACUUUCCAUGAAGAUACACCCUUCAAACUUUCCAUGAAGACACUAGAUUUUUUUCAGUUUUACUUUAUCGAUGGCUAAUGCUUUCACUUGGGCUCAACUCACCGGUCGUCGCUCUGUUACUUGUGUUAUAGGAAAUUGUGAGUUUUGUAAAUUGCAAAUUGGGUGCAGGGCUUCUGUUAAUCAGGAAAAAGGUGCAGGCUUUGUUCCUGUUUGAUUGGAUCGAGACUUUUGGAGAGUGUUUUGGCAGCCAUGGCUGCAACCAAGACUCGGACGAGUAGCUUCUCUCGCAAUUUUUCUGGUGCAAGCUCACCUCAAAUCCCAGGACUCAAGCAUGGACCCAAUGGCACAAUGUUUGUUUCAUCCGGGAUUCCAGACCUUGACAAAAUUUUAGGGGGUGGUUUUGCUCUAGGAAGCCUAGUCAUGGUGAUGGAAGAUGCAGAAGCACCUCAUCAUAUGCUUUUGCUUAGGAAUUUCAUGUCUCAAGGACUUGUUCACAACCAACAUCUUCUCUAUGCAAGCCCAGCCAAGGAUCCAAGACAGUUUCUUGGUACUUUGCCUAGUCCAGCCGUACCCAAAGAUGAAAAGUCUAGUCAUCGAGACCCUGAUCAGGAGAAAGGGUUGAGGAUAGCUUGGCAAUAUAAGAAGUAUUUUGGUGAAAAUCAGCAGGAUGGGAAACAUGAGUUCUGCAACAACUUUGACUUGCGGAAGCCCUUGGAGAGGCAGUUUCUAACGGGCAAGCUAAUAGAAUGUGCUAGCAUACUUGAUUCUCCGAAUCUUGUCACAUUUCAUGACCGUUGUGCUACUUUUUUAUCACAAUUUCCAAGAAAUGACAGCAACAUUUCUUGUGUUGGUCGAAUUGCCAUUCAAUCAUUCUGUGCUCCACAGUGUGGAUAUUCCAACCUGGAAUGGGACAUGCUUUCCUUACUUAGAUCUCUGAAAAGCAUGCUACGAUCUUCAAAUGCAGUUGCUGUUGUGACAUUUCUGCCUAGUCUUCUUUCAUCAUCCUCCUCUACAAGAUGGCAGCACAUUGCGGAUACCUUGCUGUCAGUUAAAGCGCUUCCAGAUGAGGACAAGGAAUUGGCAACCCUCCUUACUGGUUACCAGGACAUGGUUGGCCUUCUUAAUGUGCAGAAAGUUGCACAAAUUAACACGCAGGUUCCUGUGAUUCUUGAUGCAACAACCUUCUCAAUAAAGCUGCAAAAGCGGAGGUUUUUGGUUUUAGAAUGUCUAAAUCAGGCCCCUGUCGAUGGUUCUAGUGGGAGUUCAUAUGGCACUUCUGGUAGUUGUUCUGGGUCCUCUAAGACUGGAUCUCUUGAUUUUUAGUUUUUGACAUUGUGAUAAGAGAAGAAAUUCCAACCUUUAGGGUUAAAUAUAAGUCAGCCAUCAUUUUAGAUAACUUCAUGUGUGUUUGUACCAGAUCUAAGUUUUCAGUUCUUAAUUUUGGUUUUUGAUGAAUUUGCAAUAGCAGUAGGGAUUAGAGAUAUAGCAAAAUAAUUUUAAGUGAUUAUAUAGCAAAAAACAUUAC
Messenger RNA from Fragaria vesca subsp. vesca, 1678 nucleotides. Its product is annotated as elongator complex protein 4-like. Bases 403 to 1476 code for a protein of 357 amino acids. The record is from RefSeq and is a predicted model, not a curated record. Gene Ontology annotation, cellular component: cytoplasm; elongator holoenzyme complex; transcription elongation factor complex. The transcript is spliced from 8 exons. Gene Ontology annotation, biological process: tRNA wobble uridine modification. NCBI's taxonomy places the organism in Eukaryota, Viridiplantae, Streptophyta, Magnoliopsida, Rosales, Rosaceae.